UGCGCUCUGCUCUGCUCUGGCACAGCCGGCCCCGGCCCCGGCCCCGGCCCGCGGCGGCUGUGAGUGGCACGGAGCGUUAAGGUGUCCGGGCUCCCUUCGCGCUCGGACUGCGCCGUUCUCCCCGGUGUCCUUCCCCCGGGGCUCUGGCGUGAGCCGCCGUGCUGCUCGCUCUGCACUACUGCCCCCCGUGCGGAUAUGCAAGAUGCCUUUAACCGGCUUGGCUCGAAGCAUCUGAGAGGAACUGCAGCUCAAGAUGAGAACCAACAAGGUGUACAAGCUCGUCAUACAUAAGAAGGGGUUUGGAGGCAGUGAUGAUGAACUGGUGGUGAAUCCUAAAGUAUUUCUUCAAAUCAAGCUGGGAGAUGUUGUGGAAAUUGCACAUCCCAAUGAUGAAUACAGUCCCCUGCUUCUCCAAGUGAAGUCGCUUAAGGAAGAUUUGCAGAAAGAAACGAUAAGUGUGGAUCAGACAGUUGCACAAGUGUUCCGCCUGCGGCCCUACCAGGAUGUCCAUGUCAAUGUUGUUGACCCAAAGGAGGUGACCUUGGACUUGGUGGAGCUGACAUUUAAGGAUCAGUAUAUUGGGCGUGGGGAUAUGUGGCGACUGAAGAAGAGUUUGGUCAGCACAUGUGCAUAUGUCACCCAAAAAGUUGAAUUUGCAGGUAUCAGGGCCCAGGCAGGUGAAUUGUGGGUAAAGAGUGAGAAAGUCACUUGUGGAUACAUCAGUGAGGACACCCGGGUGGUCUUCCGCUCCACGUCUGCCAUGGUUUAUAUUUUUAUCCAGAUGAGCUGUGAAAUGUGGGAUUUUGAUAUUUAUGGGGAUCUAUACUUUGAGAAAGCUGUGAAUGGUUUCCUUGCUGACCUCUUCACAAAAUGGAAGGAGAAGAAUUGCAGCCAUGAAGUGACAGUGGUUCUAUUUUCAAGGACAUUUUAUGAAGCAAAAUCUAUAGAUGAGUUUCCUGAAGCACAUCGUGCAUCAAUUCGGCAGGAUCAUGAGGGAAGAUUUUAUGAAGAUUUUUACAAAGUCGUAGUUCAGAACGAGAGGCGGGAGGAGUGGACCUCCUUGCUUGUGACCAUUAAAAAGCUUUUCAUCCAGUAUCCUGUGCUGGUACGACUCGAGCAAGCAGAGGGCUUUCCUUCAGGUUACAAUUCUACCUCAGCACAAGGGAACUACCUGGAGGCUAUAAAUCUUUCAUUCAAUGUGUUUGACAAGCAUUACAUCAACCGCAACUUCGACCGCACGGGGCAGAUGUCGGUGGUGAUCACCCCCGGCGUGGGCGUGUUCGAGGUGGACCGGCUCCUCAUGAUCCUGACCAAGCAGCGCAUGAUUGACAACGGGAUAGGUGUGGAUUUGGUGUGUAUGGGAGAGCAACCCUUGCAUGCUGUACCACUCUUUAAGCUCCAUAAUCGCUGUGGCCCUGGUGACUCACGAAUGGGUGAUGACUACAAUAUCCCACACUGGAUAAAUCAUAGUUUCUACACAUCCAAAAGCCAACUCCUGUGUAACAGCUUCACUCCACGGAUCAAGCUGGCAGGAAGGAAGCCACUGACAGAGAAAGCAAAAAAUAAUCGUGAUGCCUCAUUAGGAGCUCCAAAGGAUGCUGAGAAUGCCUUGCCUAUCCAGGUAGAUUAUGAUGGCUAUGAUGCCCAGGUGUUCAGACUGCCAGGCCCAGCCAGAGCCCAGCGCUGUACCACUUUCAGGUCAGUGAGGGAGAGGGAAAGCCGCACGAGGAAGAGCUCCAGCUCGUACGACGUCUCGUGCAGCCCCUCCCUGCAGAGCCGCGCGCUGCCCCCGGAAGAGGUGAGGAGCCAGGCUUCUGACGACAGCUCUCUGGGCAAGAUCUCCAACAUCCUGAUGAUCCCACGGCCUCACCUGCACCAGUGUGAAGUCAGCAGCUCCUUGGGCUAUACCAGCACCAGAGAUUUCCUUGAGAACACGCUGGAGUCGCAGCAGCGCGACUCCAGCGCCCCGGGGCGGUUCCACGUGGGCAGCGCCGAGUCCCUGCUGCACAUCCGCCCGGGGGGGUACGCGCCCCAGCGCGCCCUCAUCAACCCCUUCGCCCCGUCCCGCAUGCCCAUGAAGCUGACGUCGAACCGCAGGCGCUGGAUGCACACCUUCCCCGUGGGUCCCUCAGGAGAAGCUAUCCAGAUCCACCAUCAAACCCGCCAGAAUAUGGCAGAAAUGCAGGGCAGUGAGCAGCAGGAUUUGACACAUUCCUCUGCAGAGCUGCUGGAGCUGGCUUACCAUGAGGCAACUGGCAGACACGUCAGCUCUCGGCAUCCAGGGGAUAGUGCCUCCUUCCUGAGCUUCAGCGGGACGGAGGAGUACGGGAACGGGCUGGGGGCCGGCCCGGGCACAGGGGUGAACCUCAAAACUCAGAACAAGGAUUCCUUGGAAGAUGCUGUCUCUAAUUCUCCAGAUCCAAUUCUGACGCUGUCUGCUCCCCCCAUAGUGCCAGGCUUCUGUUGUACAGUUGGAGUGGACUGGAAAUCCCUGACCACCCCGGCCUGCCUCCCUCUCACCACGGAUUACUUCCCCGACCGCCAGAGCCUGCAGAACGAUUACACCGAGGGCUGCUACGACCUGCUGCCAGAGGCUGACAUUGACAGGAGGGAUGAGGAAGGAGUGCAGAUGACAGCCCAGCAGGUGUUUGAGGAGUUUAUUUGUCAGCGUCUCAUGCAAGGCUAUCAGAUUAUUGUGCAAUCCAAGCCGCAGAAGCCGGCCCCAGCCGUGCCACCCCCACUCAGCAGCAGUCCCCUGUACAGCAGAGGUCUUGUGUCAAGAAAUAGACCUGAGGAAGAGAAUCAAUACUGGCUGAGCAUGGGCCGUACUUUCCACAAAGUCACCUUAAAAGACAAAAUAAUUACUGUGACUCGGUACCUGCCAAAGUAUCCAUAUGAAUCUGCUCAGAUAAACUACACCUACAGCUUGUGCCCCUCACACUCUGACUCGGAAUUUGUCUCUUGCUGGGUAGAAUUUUCCCAUGAGAGACUUGAAGAGUACAAGUGGAAUUACUUGGAUCAGUAUAUCUGCUCUGCUGGUUCAGAGGAUUUCAGCCUUAUCGAGUCCCUGAAGUUCUGGAGGACGCGGUUCCUGCUGCUGCCCGCCUGCAUCAGCGCCACCAAGCGCAUCAUGGAGGGCGAGGCGCACUGCGACGUGUACGGCGACAAGCCCCGCUCGGACGAGGAGGAGUGGCAGCUCCUCGAUGGCUUCAUCCGCUUCGUGGAGGGCUUGAACCGCAUCCGCCGCCGCCACCGCUCCGAUCGAAUGAUCCGAAAAGGGUCUGCCAUGAAAGGCUUGCAGAUUGCUGGUCCAAUUCCCACUCACUCCCUGGAGCAGUCUGGGCCUCCCAUUGGGAAAAAAGGAACCUCAGCACUCUCAGCUCUGCUGCAGAUGGAAGCCAGUCAGAAGACUCUGGGGGAGCAGCAAACAGCAAUGCUUUCUGGGAAGAGCUCUGUCCAGCCUUCAGAGAGUGGGAGCAUUGCUAUCACACCCACCUAUAUGGACAGCCCUCGGAAGUAAGGGCUGCUCCUGUGCUGGCCUUUGUGUGCAAGGACAGAGGAAUUCAAUUCUGUAAGAGUGAAAAUGGUGUGGAAUCCCUGGCAUGCUGUCUCAGCAGUUUGCUGAUGUAAGUGCUGUUUGCUAAUUAGUGCAUUUCCUUUGCUGGUAGCACAUUUCAUUUCAGUCAUGGCUUGACUGUUGGGUGUAGCAGUACAGUGCUGUGUGCUUCUGCGUGCAGGCUGUCUUGGAGAGCAAAAUCAACCUCUAGAUUGUGACAGUGUGAACACUGAGUGGGAUUUUAACAGCAGGAACUUGAGUCUCUUGCCUCUGUUUAGAGGAGGGGGUGUGUUCCUGAGAAGUGAUUUAGAUGUCAUUCCUUCACUGGCUGGACUCCAUGCUGGAGAAAUGGUCUUCUUGGAGCUCUCUUGAGACACUUAAAGAAAAGACUGUGCUAUCCCUCAGCCUUUCUGAAAACUGUCCUGUGAGACCCAGGAGAGCAGGAACUCUGCCUCCAAGUCCUACCAGAAAUGUUUGGUUAUUUUUUUGUGUUCUGACAUGAAGGUAUUUCAACAGAAGUAACAAGGAACUGAAUAAAGGUAAAGGACUUAAAUGUGACCUGUCUUUGGGUUCAACAGUUCAAAUAUUGCAAAGAAAAGGUUCUCAGAUUCACCACUAUCAACCACUUAUUUCAGCAUUUUUCUCUAAGCAUCUAAUGUUUCUACAUCCACUGUUUUGUGCCACCACCAGGAACAAGUAUUGUGUUAUCCUGGAGACCUAGAUAUGGAAAAUUGAAGUGAUAGAGCAACUGUGAUAAUCUUAGUACUAGACACUUACUCGUAGUAUCAGUGUUUGGAGAGCACAGAUGAGAGUCUGGAGCAGGAUGUGCCAGGCCUGGAAACAGUAGGUGCUCAAACUGACUUGAGGCACGAGUGCAAACUUCCAUAUCAUAAUUCAGGCUUUGUAUGCUUCUCUUCUACCAUUUUGAAAAAUCAGCUUCUCUCUUUAAAUACAGAAAUCUUAAAUGUCCCCCUCUACCAGUAAAACUGGUGAAAAUUCCAUGUGAGAAACAGGAGAGAAGAAUGUUAUGUCCAGUUGUUCUGUGUGGCAGAGGGGGAAGAGGCAAAGUGGGCUUCCCUAGCAGUGGCACAGGAGUGUGCUGGGACCAGAUUAGCAGAGUUUGUGCUACCAGAAAAUGCCCUCAUGAGUAAUGUUAAAAGUAAUGUUCAAAAGCCUCUUUGGAAGGCUGUCUGGAGACUCUGGAAGAGUGUGUUAUCAACUGAAGGCCUUUCAUGCUGCAGCUGUAAACACUCCUGUAAAUAUUUACACACAGGACUGGGAGAUAAGCAAUUGCAAUCUCCUAAUUGAUGGCUUAUCCCUGUUGGAAAGAUGCCAGUGGGCAGGCAGCAUUGUGCUCACUUGGGAACAGCAGCAAGUGUGUGCCUCGUGUCACAGCCCCUGCAGGGCUCCUCAGCACGGGGAGGUCUGGCUUUCCACACACUUGCAGCCAGAGAAUUGACAAAUUAUCACAGCUGUGAGCUCUGCCAGCACCCAAGGGAACAAGUGCUUUUCUAGGAUGCCCUUCAGUGCUUGAGUUAUUCCAGAUGAAAACUCAGCCACUGGCUUUGCAUCACUUUGUUUCAGAGUAGAAUUGACAAGUCACUUGAGCCAGUUACUGGGCAACACUGUGGUUUUAACCCAGUGAGUUCACUUGAUCCAUGAUGUGUUUGGGAAGUCUUUGCCCUUAUGGAUCCAGGGCACUUGGCUCUGCUUCUGCACAAUGUAAAUUGCCAGUCAUGUAACCCCGGCAUUGAUUCUUCCCAGAAAUUGUUUUCUGUCUACCUACCAAGGUAAGCAUCAUCUUAACUGCAGGCUAGACAAAAAUAUUUUGCCAAGGGAACAGAAUAAAGAGUUGCAAAUAGGGAAUGAAAAUCUAGAUGAGUUCCACUGCAUUGUCUUAUGUGAUAAAAGAAUCGUGACACAUCUUUGAAUAGCAGCUGGGGAUAAAUUCACCGGGGUUUGUCAGUAGGCAGGAACAUAGCAGAGGCAGUGUCUAAUUUUGCAUGAAGUAUUAAACACAGUGUUGGAAGGAUCUUUGUGAUGACUUUUUCUUCCCUUUCCUUUGCACCAUACCAGACCUGCAUGUAAGAGGAAGAGGGUGCUUUCUGAAAAGAGCUCCUUUGCCUGUCCCUCUUUAUCAUUUGAAUGUCUAACAGAUUAGAAGAAAAAUCUGUCCUCCUUUGGGUAUUUGUCAUUACACCUGUGGUUUCUGUAUUUCAGUUUUGUAUUUGGGAUGGAAGCCCCCAUACUUCAGAGCUCAAGACUUUCUCCUUUGAAGUAUGGAGGGAAGGCAGCAAUUUCAAUUGGCUUCUGAUCAGUGUGGGUUUAAAAAUCUUGGGAAUGCAUCUGUGUCAAGGAAGAGCAAUGUCUUGUUACAGAGAGAGAAAGUAAAGAUGUGUGUGAGUAAUUCCUGAUGCUGUGCAUUCUGCUGCAUCGUACCUUCUGGGUCUGGGAUUUGCAUUCUCCUCAUACUUUCUCUCUGUGGUCAUUUCAUACUUGCACAACCUUGUAUUUGCUUUUCUUGAACUCCUUGUUCCUGUUGCUGUUGCCAUUAAUGGGCCUACUUCCUCUG
Messenger RNA from Vidua chalybeata, 6128 nucleotides. It is a transcript of the gene DEPDC5, whose product is annotated as DEP domain containing 5, GATOR1 subcomplex subunit. Gene Ontology annotation, cellular component: GATOR1 complex; lysosomal membrane. Lineage: Eukaryota; Metazoa; Chordata; Aves; Passeriformes; Viduidae. The record is from RefSeq and is a predicted model, not a curated record. Gene Ontology annotation, molecular function: GTPase activator activity. The transcript has 33 exons. Gene Ontology annotation, biological process: cellular response to amino acid starvation; negative regulation of TORC1 signaling; positive regulation of autophagy. Bases 254 to 3520 code for a protein of 1088 amino acids.